Messenger RNA from Hypanus sabinus (Atlantic stingray), 4106 nucleotides. RefSeq names its product matrix metallopeptidase 11a (gene mmp11a). Gene Ontology annotation, molecular function: zinc ion binding; metalloendopeptidase activity. Bases 49 to 1455 code for a protein of 468 amino acids. NCBI's taxonomy places the organism in Eukaryota, Metazoa, Chordata, Chondrichthyes, Myliobatiformes, Dasyatidae. The transcript has 8 exons. Gene Ontology annotation, cellular component: extracellular matrix. Gene Ontology annotation, biological process: extracellular matrix organization; proteolysis; collagen catabolic process. The record is from RefSeq and is a predicted model, not a curated record.
GCGGCGGCACGGCGCAGCCGUAGUGGGGGAGCGCUGGAUCCCGGCACGAUGUGGGUGAUCGGUGUGGCUGCCGCUCUGCUUGUCUGCAGCGGCGCGCUGCCCGUUCCCGGUGCUCCGCAGCGACAAAAGCGGGACUGGCUGCAAAAGCUGAACUCGCCAAGGGACGAGAGGAAUUUGACUAGUGAUCUGUUCCUGUCAAACGCUCCUGUGUUCCGGCACCCUCUCCGCUGCGGUGUCCCCGACCCACCCCCGGUGAAGCCUGGCCGUCGCUGGCGCGGCGAUGCCGCACGGAAGCGACGUUUUGUCGUUUCAGGAGGAAGAUGGCAGAAAACCGAUCUGACCUACAAAAUUGUACGGUUUCCUUGGCAACUGAGUCAAGUGAAAGUAAGGCAUACAAUUGCUGAAGCAGUGAGAGUGUGGAGUGAUGUGACCCCGUUGACAUUCACGGAGGUGCAGGAUGCAAGUGCUGAUAUAAUCAUCGACUUUACCAGGUACUGGCAUGGAGACAAUCUGCCAUUUGAUGGUCCAGGUGGGGUGCUGGCUCAUGCUUUCUACCCUCAAACUCCUCAGCAGGGAGACAUUCACUUUGACUAUGAGGAGCUGUGGACCACGGACAAUGAGAGGGGUAUUGAUCUCCUACACGUGGCAGCUCAUGAGUUUGGCCACGUCCUCGGCCUGCAACACUCACGAGUCCCAAAGUCUCUGAUGGCACCUUUCUACACUUUCCGUUACCCACUCCGCCUGGCAGAGGACGACAGGCAAGGGAUACAGUACCUGUACGGCCAGUCUCGCCACCAAGGAGUCAGCUUCUCCAACCAGGACACAGAAGUGAAUGAGCUGCCCAGCCAUGGCUCUCCAAGAAAAGAGCCAGAUGCCUGUGAGACAGACUUCGACGCAGUCUCAAUGAUCCGCGGGGAGCUCUUCUUUUUUAAAUCCAAGUAUGUGUGGAGGUUGAGGAACAGACAGCUUCAGCCUGGUUACCCAGCCCUGGCCUCACAGCACUGGUGGGACUUCCCGGACCACAUUGAUGCCGGCUUUGAGGACACCGGUGGCAACUUCUGGAUUUUUCAAGGUUCCAGCUACUGGAUCUAUGACGGAGAACAGAGAGUAUUGGGACCCAAGCUGAUCUCUGACCUGGGCCUUCCUGUGGCAGAGGUGCAUGCUGCUUUGAUGUGGGGUCUGGAGCAGAAUAAGAUAUACCUCUUUAAAGGAAACGAUUACUGGCAGUUCAUUGUCAACAAAAACACGGUGGAAAGUGUUUACCCGCGCAGCAGCAGUGAGUGGCAAGGACUCCCUCCCAGCGUCGAUGGAGCUUUCCAGGAUGAGUACGGUUACGCUUACUUUCUCCGUGGAAGGGAUUACUGGAAAUUCGACCCAGUUCAGGUGAAGAUACAAGAACGUCAUCCAAGGCGGAUUGGCCAAGACUUUUUCGGAUGCUCUUCCUCACCAACGUAGUCAUACCGGUGAAGCUCUGCUUUAAAACUUCCAGAUCUGCUCUUGGUGAUUGUUCUGAUUCCGACUAUGAAUUUCCUGUUUAACCCUUCACUUUGGAUAUUUCCAUUCCCACUUACUUUUUUGGUUUCUUUUUUUGUGGACUGUAAUCCAGAGUUCGAUGGAACAUCGUGAUAGGAACUGGAAGGAGGAUACUGCACAACUGUGUGUGGGAAUGACAGCACCACCUCUCCUCCAUUCACCCAGUAUUCUGGGAGAUUUCAUCUGGCCACCAGCAGGGAGCAGCUAUACUGCUAACCACAACCCCCAGUGGCAGCACAUUGCAUGUCACGUGUGCACCGGGAAGGGUCUUCAGUCCAUGUAGCCUGGGCUCUCCACCAGGCUCCCAUUUUAUUCUCCCCGAGUCCAAUUAACCACCGCUUAAUUCUACCACUUACAUGCGCAGUGAUGGCAGUUUAUAAAAGUGAAUAAACCGCACAACCUACAUAAUUUUGGAGAAAGAAGAGACACUUGCAAAUGCUGGGAAACUGGAUCAACACACACACACACAAUGCUGGAGGAACUCAGUCCUAAUGAAACCUGAAACAGACAGUUCAUCUCCCUCCACAGAUGCUGCCUGACCUGCUGAGUUUCUCCUGCACUUUGUGUUCUGGGAUGUGGGAUGAAACUAGAAUUCCUGGAGGAAGCCCACAGAGCUGCAGGCAGAACUUGCAAGGUCUGUACUGACCUUUGAUCCUGAUCAUGCUUUGAGGUAGAAACCACUAACAGGGCAUCGUUUGGUUCUAGAUUAAUACAGGUGGAGGAGAUCUACUGCUUGAGAGGAAUCCAUCGUGGUCGUACUGACACGGACAGGAAUGAUGAGAGGAAUGGGCAUAUUGGUGACUUCAUUGUGCUGGCCAGGUGUUCUGAUUCAAAAGGCGUUAAUUCAAAGUGUGGUUGGUCCUGGCAGGUCCUGCCCACAGCACUUGCUUACAAAUCCUCCAGAAACUUGAUUACUCUUCAGAACCUUAAUGACCAAUGGUCUUGUAUGAGAGCCUCUCACUCUCUGUGGUUUCUCCCCAUGUGUCUAGCGAGCUACAGAAUUAGUUAAGGACCUGAUUCAAUAAAAAAUAGCCGAGUUUGAACAGGGAAGCAGGAGCCAGCAUUGAGAAACCUCUGUCUUCCUUCACAGAACAGUGACGCAAGGUUAAAGGCGUCACGAUCGAAAAAUAUAAGGUCAUUGAUCCCACAUUACUCUGAGAUCAGGCUACCGAUGCAACAUAGAUAUCCGCGUAUCAGAGGAGCACGAGGUUAAUGGGACCACACAUUGGAAGAUUAGAUUCAAAGUUUAAAGACAAAACAGAAAUGGAAGCAGUAAAUGGGGAAACAUUGAACAGUUUAGUACAGGAACAUUAUGCCGAAUGCAACUACUCUCAUCUGCCUGAACAUCGUGGUGAUUAUAAAUGACCUGGACGAAAAUAUGGAUGCUUGGGUUAGUAAAUCCACAGCAGAUACAAUGAUUGGUGGUGGUGUGGAUAGUACAUUCUGUUGCCAAAAGAUUUAGAUCAGCUGCAGAUAUGGGCGGAGAACUGGUAAACGGAGUUUAACCUAGCCAAGUAUGAUCUGUUGCACUUUAGAGUAUCACAGGCAAUGGCACAAUACACUCUUACCAGCAGAACCCUUAACAGUGUUGAUGUACAGAUUUUCAAGUCCAAGGGCAUGCUUGCCUUUAUUAGUUGAGGCACUGAGUUCAAGAGUCAGGAGGUUAGGAUGAAGCUUCAUGAGACUGUAGCUGGGCCACAUCUGUAGUAUUGCUUACAAUUCUGGCCGCCCAUUCUAGGAAGGGUGUUGAGUCUUUGGGGAGGGUGCAGAAGUGGUUCGCCUGGAUUAGAGGGCAUCUGCUAUGAGCUGAGGGUGGAUCAGUAGAGGAGCAGCAGAGGCCUGAUCGAGGUUUAUAAGAUUAUGAGAGGCAUCGAGAAAGAGCUGGCAUUUUUUUACCAAGAGUCAAAUUGUCGAAUACUUGAGGGCGUGUUUUAAGGUGAGAGGUGCUAAGUUUAAGGGAUACGGACAUGUGCAGGAAGUGGUGGAUCGAACUCCGGAAUGCCCUGAGCUGUAAUAGCUUCACAUUAACGCUAUGACACCCAUACUCUCUCUCUCUUCAAUCAGAGAGCAUUGCAGCACAGAAACAGGACCCAUCCAGUCCGUUCCAAACGGUUAUUUUGUCUAAUUCCGAUGACCUACACUGGAAGAUAGUUCUCCGUGCUGCUCCCGUGCAUAUACUUUGUCCAGUUUCUCUUUAAAUGUUGCAGAUUCUGCACCCACACUCACACCAAUGAAGAGGCUCCCUCUCGGCUUUUUCUUCACCUUUUCUGCUUCCAGUCUCCCCCAACUUGUGGAAAAAGCCGACUUGCAUUUACCCUAUCUAUACCCCUCAUAACUUUGUAUACCCCUAUUAAAUAUUCCCUCAUUCUCCUACAUUCCAGGGAUAAAAUCCUAACUUAAUCAACCUUUCCCUAUAACUCAGGUAGUUAAUUUUCAUUGAAGUUUUUACUGUAGGUAGGUGACCAGAACUGCACACAAUAAUACACAUUUGGUCUCAUACAGUCUCAACUUCCCAACUCCUGUACUCAGUAUUCUGAUUUAUGAAAGCCGAUCCUUCAAUUAAAUAAUUUGAA